AUGGUUGUUGGAAGGAACGGUGAUGCCAUUGUUGAUGCAUUGAGGAUGUUGGCUGGAUCUCUUGGUCAGAUUCCUCAAGGGAAAUUCCAGAGGAACAAUCCGCCUAUCUUUGAGGGUGAACAUGAACCUAAUAAGGCACAAGCUUGGUUGAAGGCAAUUGAGAAGAUCUUUCGGAUUAUGAAUUGUAUUGAUUUGCUGAGAGUGCAAUUUGGUACUGACAUGCUCAUAAGGAAGCUAAGGAUUAGUGGGGUAACACUUCUUAGAGGUUUGGAGAAGAGGAACUAUUUUCCGGAAGAUUUUCAUGGGAAGAAAGAGGUGGAAUUUCAUGAGUUGAAGCAAGGGAAUGGAAUUGUGGCAGAGUAUGCUGAAAAAUUCCAAGAGUUGAUCAAGUAUUGUCCUCAUUACAAUACUAUGAAUGCAAAGAUGUCAAAGUGUUUGAAGUUUGUGAACGGUUUGAGGCAUGACAUUAAGAAGGCUAUUCGUUACCAACAGAUUACUCGCUUUGAGGAAUUGGUUAACAAGAGACGCAUUUAUGCCGAGGAUAGUAGAGAGAGUGCUUCUCACUACAAGGUUUUGAAUGAUGGAAAAGGAAAAGGUCAAUAUCGUGGAAAACCAUACGAUGAUAAGAAGAAGAAAUAUGGUUAUGACCGAAAGCCAAAUGAGGGAGGAACUAGCGCUCCGGUUAAGGGCUUCAAGUGUGGUGUCGAAGGACAUCGUGCUAAUGAAUGUAACAAGAAUUCUGGAAAGUGUUUCGAGUGUGACAAGCCGGGUCACAAAGCUGUGGAUUGUAGGAGUGAUUCAGGUGUGACUUGCUACAAUUGUGGUGAGCAAGGGCACAUUAGUAUCAGGUUUGACAAACCAAAUAAGGAGCAAGCGAAAGGAAAAGUGUUUUCAUUGUCUGAUGUUGAUACCACUGUUGAUGAUAGGCUAAUCUAA
Messenger RNA from Vicia villosa (hairy vetch), 936 nucleotides. RefSeq lists its product as uncharacterized. Gene Ontology annotation, molecular function: nucleic acid binding; zinc ion binding. The transcript has 3 exons. Lineage: Eukaryota; Viridiplantae; Streptophyta; Magnoliopsida; Fabales; Fabaceae. The record is from RefSeq and is a predicted model, not a curated record. Bases 1 to 936 code for a protein of 311 amino acids.